Phalaenopsis equestris is the source of this 2723-nucleotide messenger RNA. RefSeq names its product scarecrow-like protein 9. The record is from RefSeq and is a predicted model, not a curated record. The transcript is spliced from 2 exons. NCBI's taxonomy places the organism in Eukaryota, Viridiplantae, Streptophyta, Magnoliopsida, Asparagales, Orchidaceae. Gene Ontology annotation, molecular function: sequence-specific DNA binding; DNA-binding transcription factor activity. Gene Ontology annotation, biological process: regulation of DNA-templated transcription. Bases 216 to 2504 code for a protein of 762 amino acids. Gene Ontology annotation, cellular component: nucleus.
AAUCGCUCGCUCACUUUUUAAGAGGAGAGGGAGAGGAGAAGGAGGAGGAGAUCAUUCGCGAGGAGAAGACGAGAUUGUUGAGUUGCGAGAAACUCCUGACGGCGUGGCGUCUUCUUUCUCCAUCCUUCUCUCUUUUUAUCCCUAAUUCCUGUUAGCAAGCGUUUUUCAAGGGUUUUGAGGAUUGGUUGGUUGGGCUUUUGGUCUGCUGUGAUUCAAUGGUUAUGGAUCGACGAGUGCACGAGCUAUCUGGUGUGGAUGGAUUGAGCUGUGAAGAUUUCUUCUCCCAUCAGAACCCCAUGGACAGUAGGGAUUUCAGGUUUAACUACACCCAACAGUCGUCCAUGGAUGGUAGCAGCUUGCAUAGUUCUAUGUUCGAUGCUUCACAUAUUUGUCCUGCUCAGAAUAACCUUAAUGAACACAAAUUUGGCGUUGCUGAGCCCAACAUAAAUCAAAGCAACCAUGCCAGUCACCUGCUCUCAGGCUCAGUAUCAGUUUCUGAUGGGAACCCUACCUCCUCCUCAAGCAGAAGCCAUGAGGGUGAUUACCCUGAAGACUCUGAGAUCUUCUCCGAUAUUGUCCUGAGCUAUAUAAGCAGGAUUCUGAUGGAGGAGGAUGUGGACGAGAAGAUAAAUCUCUUUAAUCAGGAGACUUCUGCUCUACAAGCUACAGAGAAACCUUUCUAUGACAUCCUUGGCCAGCAAUAUCCACCGCCAUCACUGGUUAAGCCGUUUUUGCAUGAAGAUAACAGAUUAGAGAGUCCGAAGGAAACUAGCUCCAGUUAUGGUGUUUUGAGCGGGGAUAGCUGUAGUAGCGGGGUUGUUGAUCCAAGCUGGAUUCAGGAUUCUUCAGAGAUGAACCAGUUCACAUUCAGCUCAUCCAGUGUAGGAAGUGUUGAUCCAUUGGAUUUUCCUAACCCGUUGAUUGAAAGUCAGCCUGCUUGGCAAUUUAAGAAAGGUAUGGAGGAGGCACAAAAAUUUCUUCCUAGUGAAAGCAAAUUGAUCAUUGAUCUUAAUAUAAAAAAAUUAUCUUUGAAUAAUGAUUUGAAAGAAAAAAGCAUCGCAUUUGAUACCGAGUAUAGAGUUGAGAAAGAACCACCAACCUCAUUGAUUGGAUCUCGGGGAAGGAAGAAACCACAAAAUGAGGAUUUGGAUUUGCAGGAAGGUAGAAACAUUAAACAGUCGGCCAAGUCCUCUGAUGAUGUUGUCCGGUCUGAGGCAUUUGAUAAGGUCUUACUUUGCCAGAAUAUGAAAUCAUGCCAAGAGAAGAAGACUAAUGAUCGCCAUGUGACAACGCAAAAUGGAGCUUAUAAAAGCUCUCAUAAUGGUCGAAAAGGUCGAAGCAAGAGGCAACAAAAGAAGGAUGUGGUUGAUCUGAGAACCCUGCUUAUCCACUGUGCUCAAGCUGUGGCUGCUGAUGACCGCCGCAAUGCCAAUGAGUUACUAAGGCAGAUCAGACAGUAUUCAUCUCCUUUCGGUGAUGGAACACAGAGAUUGGCCCAUUGCUUUGCAGAUGGGCUCGAGGCUCGGCUGGCUGGCACCGGAAGUCAAAUUUAUCACACCCUUGUUGCAAAACGAACGACCGCCACAGAUGUUUUGAAGGCCUACCAGCUUUAUCUUUCAGCUUGCCCAUUCAAAAAGAUAUCACAUUUCUUCUCCAAUCAAACCAUACUGAAUGUGUCUGAUAAGGCAACAAGGGUUCACAUCAUAGAUUUUGGUAUUUACUUUGGCUUCCAAUGGCCUUGCCUUAUUCAGCGCCUUUCAUCGAGGACUGGCGGUCCGCCAAAGCUUCGAAUCACCGGUAUUGACGUGCCUCAGCCCGGUUUUCGCCCUACAGAGCGAAUCGAGGAGACUGGCAAAAGGCUGGCUGAUUAUGCUAAGAGCUUUAAUGUUCCAUUCGAGUACAAUGCCAUUGCGUCCAAAUGGGAAACAAUACAUGUUGAAGAUUUGAAGAUCAACAAAGACGAGGUGCUUAUCGUGAAUUGCUUAUAUCGGUUCAGGAACCUGGUGGACGAAACUGUGGUCGUUGAUAGUCCUCGGAAUAAGGUCUUGAGCAUAAUCAGGAAAGUGAAUCCAGAUGUGUUUAUUCAUGGAAUUGUUAACGGCGCAUAUAGUGCUCCUUUUUUUGUCACGCGGUUUAGGGAAGCUCUAUUCCACUUCUCGUCUUUGUUCGACAUGCUGGAAACAACGGUGCCGCGAGAUGAUGCACAGCGAAUGCUGAUCGAGAGGGACCUAUUUGGGCGAGAGGCUCUUAACGUCAUAUCGUGCGAAGGUUCAGAGAGGGUCGAGAGGCCGGAGACCUACAAGCAAUGGCAGGUGAGGAAUCUGAGGGCUGGGUUUACUCAACUUCCACUCGAUGCGGAGAUCAUGAAGAGGGCUAAGGACAAGGUACAAGGUUGUUAUCACAGGGAUUUCGUCAUUGAUCAGGAUAGCAGAUGGCUGCUCCAGGGUUGGAAAGGGCGCAUUAUAUAUGCAAUAUCCACAUGGAAACCCAGUGAAAAGUGGUAGCUUUUGUUUUAUUACUGAAUCUGAGAGUUUAAACAAUUGUUAACCAUUGCAGAUUAUUGUGCAGGCCAUGUGACUUUCGCUUGUUUUUCACAUGCAAAUUACGAUGUAUGCAGUUUUAACUUUAGCCGCUUUAACUUUUGAUCUGUUUUGUAAUAUCAUAUUAUUAAUAUAUGUUAGCUGUUUAGUUCUACUGCCAAAGUAAUUAGCUUAAAAAGAAGG